AUGGAGAAAAAAGUGGAUUCAAAGCUGUUCUUAAUAGAUGGUAGAGGAUCUCUUAUAAAUGAACCUACACAUGGAAAAGAAUUGUAUGGGCCACAUCGCGAAGAUGAGCUAUCUGAGGCAUGGAGGUGGCAGUUCGUUCGAAGCAGAAUUCGAAGGCAGGAAACCUCUGGUUCUCCAUCUGCUGACGGGGCCGAUUUAGUGCGGAUGGCGGGAGACCACAUAGGUGCAGACCUCCCGAUGGAAGAGAGGGACAUGGUAGGAGAACACACAGACGCCGAACCGAAUGAAGGAAGAGGGCCUUCUGGGCCACAGUACGGAGGUGAACCAUUUACAUUUGGGAGUGAGCACCCACUCGGUCCAAGAUCUGACGAAAGGCGAGCCCCUGGUCCUCCUCCUGAUGAUGGUUUCUGA
Messenger RNA from Strongylus vulgaris, 411 nucleotides. Lineage: Eukaryota; Metazoa; Nematoda; Chromadorea; Rhabditida; Strongylidae. The record is from the annotation of a GenBank genome assembly.